Molecule: messenger RNA, 2238 nt
Organism: Cryptomeria japonica (Japanese cedar)
Lineage: Eukaryota; Viridiplantae; Streptophyta; Pinopsida; Cupressales; Cupressaceae
Product: ankyrin repeat-containing protein At5g02620-like
Exons: 3
Coding region: 103-2103 (666 amino acids)
Biological process (GO): protein localization to ciliary inversin compartment
Cellular component (GO): ciliary inversin compartment
Molecular function (GO): protein binding
Source: RefSeq, a predicted model, not a curated record
UUCUAAGAUGAUAAGAAAUGAGAAGCUCUUGUGGACGAAUCUGCCCAUCUCUUCCCAGAAAUAAGAAGCUCCGUGGAUGAAUCUGCCCAUUCCUUCCCCGAAAUGAGCAGCUCUAUGGAUGAAUCUGCCCAUUCCUUCCCCGAAAUGAGCAGCUCUAUUGAUGAAUCUGCCCAUCUCUCCCCAGAAAUAAGAAGCUCCAUGGAUGGAUCUGCCUCACCCUUCCCCGAAAUGAGAAGCUCCAUGGAUGAAUCUGCCCAUCUCUUCCCAGGAAUGGACAGACGAUUAUACGCAGCCGCCGAAUUGGGAAAUGUGUCUAUGCUUGAAAAGGUUAUUAAGGCAAAAGUCAAUAUUUUCCAAGAGUUUACCGCUCUACAUAAUAGUGCACUGCAUAUAGCAGUUUCUCGGGGUAAUCUGCGAUUUAUUGAAAGGCUUCUUAAAGAGAUCAGCAACGAUUUAGAUGCAGCGCGUGAAUUUGUGAGGGUGAGAAAUUCAGAUGGAAAUAGUGCACUUCACCUUGCAGCCUUUUAUGGCCAUCACGAGUUGGUGGAAAGGUUGAUUGGAUUAAUGGAAGGAGAUGUAGAGGCUGGUAAUUUUUUGAGGUCUGUAAAUUGUGAAGGAAACACUGCUCUUCACGAAGCUGCAAAAGGGGGAAAUGAUAAGGUCGUAAAGGUCCUACUUAAGCAUGCCCGUAAUCAGGAUGACCUGACCGGCGUAUCAAAUCAGGAGGUAUUCCUGGAGCAUGGCCGCCAUCAUGAUGCUGCUCCGAAUAGUGAAGCUCCUCUGACAAAUGUAUCAAAUCUUGAGGGUGAAACGGCUCUUUUCAUAGCUUCUCAGAGUGGUCACGCAGAUAUCGUUGAGAUAUUGUUGGAUUCCACGACUCAUAACAGCAGUAUGAAGAGAAACGACGGCCAAACACCACUCCAUUCUGCGGUGUUCUACAUACACACAGAUAUCGUUGAGAAACUUUUAAAACACAGCCCUGAACUGGCAAAACAAACGGAUGCAUCUGGAAGAACAGCCUUACACAUGCUUGCACUAUCUUCCUUUCCAGGAAAACAUGAGAGAUAUGGUGAUGUCAUUAAGAUCACCAGACUGCUUUUGGCAAAAGACAAUUCUUUGUGUUACAAACAGGACAAUAAAAAGAAGACCCCGCUUCACAUGGCAGUGGAGUGGGAAAAGUAUAGUCUAGUCCAAAUUCUGUUAAGACACGGCAGAGACUGUAUGGAACUAGUUGACAGCGAGGGCAGAAAACCUCUUCAUCUAGCUGUACUAAAUGCUGUACGGAGCAUUUUAUUCAGCUUCAAAAAUAUGUUGUUAUCCUUAAUGUCAAAGGAAUCGCUUAAUCAUCGCGAUAACACAAGACGAACUGCAUUACACAUAGCAAUGGAGAAUAUUGAAAAAGACCCACUACUUUACAAGAAUAUCAUAAUACUGCUUCGACUCCAUGGUGCACUGUUCACUUCAGAGAUUUUGGAAGAUAAAAGAAGGAUAGAGCUAUCAGCUAGUAAAAAGAAAACAAGUAUCAAAGCCGAAAAUAUAUCCAUAAAUGCGGUUUUGAUCGCGACAGUGUCAUUUGCAGCAGCCUUCACUUUACCAGGAGGACUUGUUUCACCACCAGGAGAGAACCCAAAAGCUAUAUUGAUGGAUACAUUUCUCUUCAAACUGUUUCCGAUAUGUGACACAUCCUCGUUUUGUACUUCUAUUGCAUCGGCUCUUCUUGUCCUGUAUGCAGAUAAGGGUGACCAGCAAGACCAUCCCCAGGUAAUGUACAGUUUCAACUUCCUAUGGGCAGCACUGCUAUUGUUGGUUGGAGCGUUUGGAAAAGCGGUACACAUGGUCAUCGCACCAUCUCCAUGGUUAGCAGGGAUCGUGUGGACUAUGGUGUGCCUUCUUCCCCUUACCAUACAUGUCGUGCGCUUUCGUUCCAAACACUUCAUUUUCUUCGCAGACAGUUACAAAAUUUGGCCAAUAUUAUCAUUUCCAUUCGCUAUCAUUUUAGGGAUAAUCUGUAUCAUGUCAGACGUAUUGAAUGUGAUCUUAUUCAGUGGUCUAUUUUACAACUUGGCUCACUGGACUAAAAAACUUUUCAAACGGCGACGUUAGGAGCAGAUUUAUAGGGGCUAAUUGAGAAGUAAUAGAGGAAGACAGACAACAUUAAAGGUGUAUUAAUCAUGGAUUUUAUGCUCGCAAACUUUUAUUUUAAACGUUUAUAAUGUGAAUUGUUUGUCUUGUUGUUCA